CCAGAAACAGUCGCGUUUAGCUAGUUGGAGAACAUCAGACAGGCAGGCAUUUAAUUGAUCAUCGAUAGAAACCAGUCAACGACCUCUAGUGAAGCUAGUUAAAACCACAACGUUUAUCUGCGUGUUAUUGUCUUUUGUGUGUCCGUGGCAGACACUCGAAUGACACACUAGUAAAGGCAGACUCUUCGGUAAUACCUGCAGGCUCACAGAUGACAGUGGAAUGGCUCAGUAUUGCAUCAUAUUGAAAAUGUUUAGAAUUGCAUCAACAAGAAGCAUAAUUUCUGAGGUUGCAGCUUGGAGGUGUCUUCAGCGGACAACCACUGCACCGAACUACUCAACAAAACCUCAGCUGUGGUUUCGUUCUCCCUCACUGUCAUUCAGAUCUACUUCCACCAACAGUUUUUUGAGGCUCAGACCCGUCAGCUGGCUUCCCUCAUGUCUCUGCCAUGGGACUUCACAGGGCACUUCAGACAGAGAUGAGAGUAAGAAGGGCUUUAGUUUGGGGGCUCUCUCCAAGGCUCCGAAGCCAGCCCUGUACCUCGGUUUCUCAGGGCUCAUCCCUUUCCUGGCGGCCCCUGUGCUCAUGGCUGCCACACAGUCCUUCUACCCUGAAGUGGCUUAUGCUCAGAUGGUUUACGGAGCCUCCAUCGUCUCCUUCCUCGGAGGUGCCCGCUGGGGUUUCGCCAUCCCUGAAGGUAGUCCUGCUAAGCCUGAUUGGAUGAACUUGGGGAACAGUGUGGUGCCGUCUCUUUUGGCCUGGGUCGCACUGCUCUGUAGGGACAACAUCGCAGAGGGGGCUCUGGUGGUCAUCAUGGGUCUGGGUCUGUCUCUGCACUACGACCUCACGCUGCUGCCCGGUUACCCCGCCUGGUUCAAGGCAAUGAGGACUGUCCUCACUCUGGUCGCCACUUUCUCUCUUGUAGCAACACUGACACUUAAGAAAUUCUGCCCUGAGAAGAGACUCAAAGAACUUCAGAAGUGAUUGAGGAGAAGAGUUUUAACUAUGAGCUUUGUAGAUACGAAUAAAGCAGAUUUAUAUCAACAUGUG
This is a messenger RNA of Sphaeramia orbicularis (orbiculate cardinalfish), 1048 nucleotides long. Its product is annotated as transmembrane protein 69-like. NCBI's taxonomy places the organism in Eukaryota, Metazoa, Chordata, Actinopteri, Kurtiformes, Apogonidae. The record is from RefSeq and is a predicted model, not a curated record. The transcript has 3 exons. Bases 221 to 982 code for a protein of 253 amino acids.